CGUGCGCUUCACACUAACACUGCAUUCACCAAUGGCGGCUACAGCUUCCAAAACCCCAUUCUCUUCUUCAUCUUCUUCUUCUUCUUCGUCCUACUCCAACAACACCUUCCCCAAACUCAUUCUCAGAUCCACCCUCGCUCUCUCUCCCAACCUCACCCGCGCGCACCCUCUCGCAAUCUCCUGCUCCCUCCCCAAGCCUGCGCCGGCCGCAGCGGCGGAGGCGGCGGCCCCCGCGGCGGAGCCCUUCCUCUCGCGGUUCCCGGCGGGGGAGCCGCGGAAGGGCGCGGACAUCCUGGUGGAGGCGCUGGAGCGGCAGGGCGUGACGACGGUGUUCGCGUACCCGGGCGGCGCGUCGAUGGAGAUCCACCAGGCGCUGACGCGCUCGGGCACCAUCCGCAACGUGCUCCCGCGGCACGAGCAGGGCGGGGUGUUCGCCGCGGAGGGCUACGCGCGGUCCUCCGGGGUUCCCGGAGUGUGCAUCGCGACCUCCGGCCCCGGCGCCACGAACCUGGUGAGCGGGCUGGCGGACGCGCUGAUGGACAGCGUCCCCGUGGUGGCCAUCACCGGGCAGGUCCCUCGGCGCAUGAUCGGCACCGACGCCUUUCAAGAAACCCCUAUCGUGGAAGUGACGAGAUCCAUCACGAAGCACAAUUAUCUGGUGCUCGACGUCGACGACAUUCCCAGGGUCGUCAACGAGGCCUUCUUCGUCGCCACUUCGGGCCGCCCCGGCCCAGUCCUUAUCGACAUUCCCAAAGACGUCCAGCAGCAGCUCGCCGUUCCUAAUUGGGCCCAGCCCGUCAACCUCCCUGGCUACAACCACCGCCUCCCCAAGCCUCCCACCCCUGCCCAGUUGGAACACGUUGUCCGUCUCAUCACUGAAGCCCAAAGGCCCGUUUUGUAUGUCGGCGGUGGCUCUCUAAACUCCAGCCCCGAGUUGCGGCGCUUUGUCGAUCUCACCGGGAUUCCCGUUGCCAGCACUUUAAUGGGCCUCGGCGCUUUCCCUCUCUCUCACCCUCUCUCUCUUCAAAUGUUGGGCAUGCAUGGUACUGUUUAUGCCAACUACGCCGUCGAUAAUAGUGAUUUGUUGCUUGCCUUUGGGGUCAGGUUUGAUGACCGUGUCACUGGCAAGCUCGAGGCUUUCGCUAGUAGGGCUAAGAUUGUUCACAUUGACAUUGAUUCUGCUGAGAUUGGGAAGAACAAGCCGGCGCACGUGUCCAUUUGUGCUGAUUUGAAGGUGGCUUUGGAGGGGAUUAACACGAUUUUGGAGGAUAAGGGUGUGAAGGGUAAGAUUGAUCUUGGAGCUUGGAGGGAAGAGCUUCAUGUGCAGAAGCAGAAAUUUCCAUUGGGUUACAAGAGUUUUGAGGAUGCUAUUAGUCCUCAGUAUGCUAUUGAGGUUCUUGAUGAGUUGACAAAUGGGGAUGCUAUUGUUAGCACUGGUGUAGGGCAGCAUCAAAUGUGGGCUGCACAGUUUUAUAAGUACAAGAGACCUAGGCAGUGGUUGACCUCCGGGGGUCUUGGAGCAAUGGGUUUUGGUUUGCCUGCUGCAAUGGGUGCUGCUGUGGCCAACCCUGCGGCUGUUGUGGUUGAUAUUGAUGGGGAUGGGAGUUUCAUUAUGAAUGUUCAGGAGUUGGCUACCAUAAGAGUGGAGAAUCUCCCUGUGAAGAUAUUGUUGUUGAAUAACCAGCACUUGGGUAUGGUGGUUCAGUGGGAGGAUCGCUUCUACAAGUCCAACAGGGCUCACACCUAUUUGGGUGACCCGGCUAAGGAGAGUGAGAUAUUCCCAAACAUGUUGAAGUUUGCGGAUGCUUGCGGGAUACCGGCGGCGCGUGUGACGAAGAAGGAAGAGCUUAGAGCGGCGAUUCAGAGAAUGUUGGACACCCCUGGCCCGUACCUUCUUGAUGUCAUCGUGCCCCAUCAGGAGCAUGUGUUGCCAAUGAUUCCCAGUAAUGGAUCCUUCAAGGAUGUCAUAACUGAGGGUGAUGGCAGAACUAGGUACUGAAUGCCUAGGCCAAAUGCUGCUUGAUGCUUGUUUUGUAAUAUAUAUAUAUAAUAUAAUGCUGUCGUAGUUGCAGGAUUUGGCCUGUGGGGAGCUUCAUAGUUUGUAGUGGUUUUGGUAGCAAGACUUUGUAUUCUCCUUUUAUUUAACUUCUUAUUAUAUGCAGUGGCGUCUAUCUCUAGUAUGAUUUCUCCUCUUAUUUGUAACUUCUGGUUUUGCUUUAGAAUAGUGAGACUGAAGAUGAUGUGCAAGUAAUAGAAUAUCUGUUAGGAAAUCUAAAUAGAAUCUGUUGAAGUCAAAGAGUGAAUGUAGCAUUUUGAAAAUGAGAUGAACAGAUAUCAUGUUACAUAUUCAAUCUAUUUCUUUGCCUUUUUGAGCAGUUCGUUGCUA
This is a messenger RNA of Cajanus cajan (pigeon pea), 2386 nucleotides long. Its product is annotated as acetolactate synthase 1, chloroplastic. Gene Ontology annotation, biological process: L-valine biosynthetic process. Gene Ontology annotation, cellular component: acetolactate synthase complex. NCBI's taxonomy places the organism in Eukaryota, Viridiplantae, Streptophyta, Magnoliopsida, Fabales, Fabaceae. Gene Ontology annotation, molecular function: thiamine pyrophosphate binding; acetolactate synthase activity; flavin adenine dinucleotide binding. The record is from RefSeq and is a predicted model, not a curated record.